This is a messenger RNA of Hydra vulgaris (swiftwater hydra), 717 nucleotides long. The record is from RefSeq and is a predicted model, not a curated record. NCBI's taxonomy places the organism in Eukaryota, Metazoa, Cnidaria, Hydrozoa, Anthoathecata, Hydridae.
AUGGGUGGAGACUUCAGACAAAUACUUUCAGUUGUGAAGCGAGGUCGACCAGCAGAAGUUAUAGAAUCAUGUUUAAAAUGUUCUGAACAUUGGCAAUAUGUGCAAAGGUUCUCAUUAACUGUAAAUAUGAGGGUUCAGAUAGAAGAAGAGGAAUUUUCUCAAUGGCUUUUAAAGCUUGGAAGUGGAACAUUACCUGUCAAGCCUGAAGAUCCUUUGCGAGGGUGUAUUGAAAUACCUGAGCAGUGCUUUCUCAGUGAAAAUGAAUCUAUUGUGGAGAAGAUUUUCGGUGGUGCAGAAGAAGCUGAUUAUGCAAAACGUGCUAUUUUAACGCCAACAAAUGUUGAUUCAUUGGCAAUAAAUGAAGAAGUCCUUCAUCGUUUACCCGGUGAUGUGAAAACAUAUUUAAGUUCAGAUAGCAUUGAAACUGAUGAUCUUAAUGAAAUUAAUAACUUUCCAGUCGAGUUUUUAUAUAGUUUGACUCCAUCAGAUCUCAAAGGUGGACUUUGUAAUGGAACCCGUUUGAUGGUGCGUGCAUUACACAAAAAUUAUAUUGAUGGUGAGGUUUUAACAGGUGUGUCAGCUGGUAACAGGGUAUUUGUUCCUCGAGUUCAAUUAGCUCCAUCAGAUGCAAAUUUACCUUUUACACUUAAACGCCGUCAGUUUCCAGUUUGUGGUGUUACUUGGCAACGUGAAGUGCAAGAUUGUGAUUCUUGCUAG